AUGCUUGUACCUGCAGCCAAGAACCCUCCACGGGCUCGAGAGCUCGCCUGCCAGAUAGAGCGAUCCCAACGAGACAAUGUACUGCGGGCAGCGGUCGAAGAAUACGACUACGAGGAAACCCGACGGAAGACUCGGAGUCUCGCCAUGGAGGGAAUCAACUCGGAUAUGUGGCAUUCAUACCUAGAGGAUCGAGGCUCAUCGGAGCGACAGAUGAGAGUACCCAAGCCUAAGGAAGGUCAUGCUCUACCCUACUGUAAGUGCAUGGUGUAUGACGAGGUAGCGGAGCACUACUAUGAUGAGGACAGGAACUGGGCGUACAACCCAAGAACGGGUUUCUGGUAUCAUCGUGAUGGUGUGUACUAUACCUACUACGAGCCUUUGGGUGUACUCGUUGGUUAUGCUAAGGACUCACCGGUUAGGGCGCUGCCUGGCGAAGCAGAGCUUUCGGAGGAGCAGGAGGCUAGGAUUCGAAAGGAGAUCAGUCGAGUGGCAUCAGGGUUGCCAUCACAAGCAGCGCCAUCGGCCCGCCGAUCGGCUGAGAUCGGUGACGACCCGUCUGAAGGCAGUGCCGGGCUUGAUGGACGUGAGAGUCGGUCGAAGCCAUCAAAGGUACAGUCCAUGAGUGAUGAUGGUAAGCUGCAGCGUGGCAAUGAGGCGGGUCUUCCAGUUGUGGGAGGGAAGAAGGGUCAGCGGACGACAGAGGCCGAGCGGAGUUCUCUGGGAAGCUCCAAACUAGCAUCGAUUUACUUCAACCCGAACCAGUUUGGGACGAUGUCGUUGCCUCGGCUGCCCCCACAGGAGCAGAAGACUCGUUUGCAACCACAGUCUGUUGCCCUGGAGACUGCCCCCGCGCCGCUGGCCAGCGAGCCGGUGAUUCUGAGCAAGCAACCACUUGGUGAGACGAGGAAGCGGCUGGUGAGCUCGGGAGGAGAUGGCAAGGAGGGAGCUAUCUGCAUGCUUUGUCAACGGAGAUUCAACUCGGUUGAACUUCUCUUACGACACGAGAAACUGUCGAAGAUGCACAAGGCGAAUCUAGAGAAGGAAAAAAAGCAAUCGAUGGAGAGCCAGGGAGAAAGCGACUUGCCGCCUUGGCGGAAAGCUGUGAAAUAG
Messenger RNA from Perkinsus marinus ATCC 50983, 1110 nucleotides. RefSeq lists its product as hypothetical. The transcript has 9 exons. Lineage: Eukaryota; Perkinsozoa; Perkinsida; Perkinsidae. The record is from RefSeq and is a predicted model, not a curated record. The coding region runs from base 1 to 1110 and encodes 369 amino acids.